Rhinichthys klamathensis goyatoka is the source of this 4476-nucleotide messenger RNA. RefSeq names its product potassium voltage-gated channel, subfamily H (eag-related), member 3 (gene kcnh3). Gene Ontology annotation, biological process: potassium ion transmembrane transport; regulation of membrane potential. The transcript has 15 exons. Gene Ontology annotation, molecular function: voltage-gated potassium channel activity. The coding region runs from base 427 to 4002 and encodes 1191 amino acids. NCBI's taxonomy places the organism in Eukaryota, Metazoa, Chordata, Actinopteri, Cypriniformes, Leuciscidae. The record is from RefSeq and is a predicted model, not a curated record. Gene Ontology annotation, cellular component: membrane.
GCUGGUUAUAGCAACCAGAGAACGCCAGUAAUAUUGAUGUAGAGAGAAAGGAUCGUGGUGGCACAGAGGAGUUCACACGGCAUCAGUGCGCAGUCGCUUCACCAGUCGGAGCUCCGGUCUCCAGCGCUGCCGUUACGCACAGGUUCAUCUCAUCACCAAGCACCUGAUUUACAGAGACAAAUACGCGGAUUUUCGCCCUCUUUAUGACACGAUGUAAGGCAGAUAUGUGGGCUUUCCGUUGAGGGAUAUGGUCACUGCUGAGCUGCCAAAGUGGAGCCGCGCGUAUCACGGAUCGGGGCGCUCCUGCAGGGUCUAGGAUGCGCGCCCGGAACAUCCCGAUUCUUACCUGGGUUCGGGUCUGACCAGGAGUCCACUGCCUCUGCUGGGCGCAGAGGCGGGAGGAGGACGCAGUCGACCCGCAACAGGAUGCCCGUGAUGAGAGGUCUGCUGGCCCCGCAGAACACCUUCCUCGACACCAUCGCCACCCGUUUCGAUGGCACCCACAGUAACUUUGUGCUGGGGAAUGCACAGGUCCAGUCUCUAUAUCCCAUCGUGUACUGUUCUGAUGGCUUCUGUGAACUCACUGGCUAUGCCCGGGCAGAACUGAUGCAGAAGAGCUGUGCGUGUCAUUUUCUGUAUGGGCCAGAGACCAGUGAUAAGCUGAUGGCACAGAUGCAGGGCGCACUGGACGAAAGGCAGGAGUUUAAGACCGAACUGGUCUUUUACAAGAAAGGAGGAACUCAGUUCUGGUGUCUUCUGGAUAUCGUGCCCAUUAAGAAUGAGAAGGGAGAGGUGGUGCUCUUUCUAGUAUCACACAAGGACAUAACAGACAACAAGAAAGUCCAAGAUGAAGAACAGAGCCCAGAAAGAGACGUGGAGACGGGGUUGGAGGUGCACAAGGUCACGCGGCCACCGGGCUUCAAUGCCAACCGGCGGCGCAGUAGAGCUGUGCUUUACCAGCUGUCUGGACACCUGCAGAAACAAGACAAGAGCAAACUCAAGAUCAACAAUAACAUGUUUGGCGAGAAGCCGCCCAUCCCAGAGUACAAAGUGGCAGCCAUUCAGAAGAGCCGUUUCAUUCUUCUCCAUUAUGGCACCUUCAAAGCUGGCUGGGAUUGGCUGAUCCUGUUAGCGACCUUUUAUGUAGCAGUUACUGUUCCCUACAAUGUUUGUUUCACUGUUGUUGGUGGACGGGAUGAGUCAUCGACCCCUAGAAGUCCACCGAGUGUGAGCGACAUCCUUGUGGAAAUCCUUUUCAUGUUAGAUAUUUUGCUAAACUUCCGCACCACAUUUGUGAGCACAUCAGGCCAGGUGGUGUAUGAUGGACGAUCUAUCUGUGUGCAUUAUGUCACAACCUGGCUCUUCGUGGACCUGAUUGCUGCGCUACCUUUUGACCUGUUGUAUGCCUUCAAUGUCAGCGUGUACUUUGGAGUUCAUCUGCUGAAGACUGUUCGAUUAUUACGGCUUCUACGCUUGCUGCAAAAGCUGGAGCGCUACUCCCAAUACAGUGCAGUUGUACUCACAUUACUUAUGUCGAUGUUUGCCUUGCUGGCACAUUGGAUGGCCUGUGUCUGGUACGUAAUCGGGCGCAGCGAGAUUGAGAAUAACAGCCCUGGUUCCUGGGACAUUGGCUGGUUGCAUGAGCUGGGUAAACGUCUGGGCACCCCCUACUUCCUGUCCCCUCUUGCAUCCCUCAUUCCUGAAUCACUGCGCCCCACCAUCUUGGAUGGAUUGGUGGUCAAUUCAAGCCAGGGAAGCGGCACUGAUUUAGUGGGACAUGAGUCUGUGUGGAACUUGAGCCAAUGGAACACAACAGGAGCAGGUCCGGUGGGCACUUCAAAUGCUGGACAGACUGCAGCCGUAUUGGGAGGCGGGCCCUCGAUUCGGAGUUCAUAUGUGACGUCCCUGUACUUCGCUUUAAGCAGUCUGACCAGCGUGGGUUUUGGCAAUGUCUCAGCCAAUACUGACUCAGAGAAGAUCUUCUCUAUCUGCACCAUGCUGAUUGGAGCACUCAUGCAUGCCGCGGUCUUCGGUAACGUGACGGCCAUUAUCCAGCGGAUGUACUCACGGCGCUCGCUCUAUCACACUCGAACCAAAGACCUCAAAGACUUCAUCCGCGUGCAUCGGCUGCCCAAGGCUCUCGCGCAGCGCAUGCUGGAGUGCUUUCAGACGACGUGGUCUGUCAACAACGGCAUCGAUGUCAGCGAGCUUCUGAAGGACUUCCCAGAUGAACUGCGGGCUGACAUUGCCAUGCACCUGAAUAAAGAGCUGCUGCAGCUGCCUCUGUUUGAAUCGGCCAGUCGAGGGUGUCUCCGCUCUCUGUCGCUCAUCAUCAAAACCUCUUUCUGUGCUCCUGGGGAGUUCCUUAUUCGCCAGGGUGACGCUCUGCAAGCCAUAUACUUUGUCUGCUCGGGCUCCAUGGAAGUGCUUAAGGACAACACUGUGCUGGCUAUACUGGGAAAAGGGGACCUGAUCGGCUCGGACUCGCUGACAAAAGAGAAGGUGAUCAAGACCAACGCAAACGUGAAAGCACUGACAUAUUGCGACCUGCAGUACAUCAGCCUGAAAGGACUGCGAGAGGUGCUGCGCCUCUAUCCUGAAUACGCCCAGAAAUUUGUCAGCGAAAUUCAGCACGAUCUCACCUAUAACCUGCGGGAGGGCAGUGGAGCUGACCUGGACUGGGAAAGCAACGGUGGUCUGGUGAAGAAACUUCCUGCUAUCCGUGAGGACGAGGAGAAUGAUGAAGAGCAGAACUCAGUGUCAAGAGCCCCACGGUCUCCUCUUCGCCUAACCCGGGGUCUCAACUCCCCACUGCGAUCGCCACUCCUCCCCCCUCGCCCCUUCCGCCCUCCAUCAGACCACACGCGACCCGCCACCCUCCAGAUACCUGUGGUCAGUUUCAGCAGCGCCGCUCCAGAACUCAGCCCCAGGUUUGUGGAUGGUAUAGAGACAGAAAGCAAUUCCAGCUCAACACAAAGGUUUGAGUUCGGUCCCAGCCUACCUCAGAGCGGCCCCCCGUCCCCAUCCCCUUCCCCAGUGAACCAGGAGCAGCUGGAGACCAAGCAGAGCAUCACCAAACUGAGCGAGGAGAUGACUAGUCUAUCCCAGCAAGUCUCUCAGCUGAGCAAAGAGCUACAGGAAAUGACACGUCUCCUCCGGCCCUGGCUUGUCAUUGGAUCUCAACCCCUCCUAACAGCCAUCAGUCCAACGAUACCUCCGUCUCCCAGCAGUAGCAGUGGUCCAACAAUAUCCACACCACCAUCUCCUUCGCCCACAGCCCCACUGUCUGCACAACUCAGGCCUACAUGCUUACUAUUGGACAGCGCAGAAACUGGAAGCAUUGGCUUGCCCAGCUGCCUCAUACCCACCAGCCCACCUCAGAGACACCAAGCACAUGCUCAGGUGUUUCCGGCAGGCUGUUUGAGGGGACCUUCCCUGCCAGUUCUCCUUUCUCCAGUGACAGCCCAAACGGAGGGGCCAGGCGGCCAGGUAGCUCCGACCCAGCCACCGCAGACCAGUCACCCCUCAAAUCCAUCUCUAAGCUUUUCUUCCUCGAUUCCUACUGUCCGCUCCCAGUCUACUUCCUGCUCUCCCUGCCAGGGGCCUCACCGACCUGCCAGUCACAGCAGAGGUUUCCUACCUAGACCCCCCUCACAGGACACCCCACCUCCACCACCCUCUCAUUGCUCAGCACCACCCUCGAUCAAUAACUCCCCUGGCGACCACAGGCUGGGGAUCAACCCAUUUCCCUCGUCGCCUUCCUCUGCUGACACCACUCCUCGGAUUCAGCCACGGUCAUGCACUCCUCCUUGUUCACACACCCCCCCACCCUUGCCCUGCUCCCUGCCAGAAACCCAGGCCUCUUUUGGGACUUCCUGGUCCCCGCAGAACCCCAGGUCGGGACCUCCUCAGUUAGAGUUUGAGAUGCAAGAGUGGGCAGCAGGAGGGAGGCCUACCACAGAGCAUAUCAGCUUCAUAGAUGAAGAGGGACCGCCACUGUGAGUGACUGAAAGAUGAAUACUACAACUAGUUGACUUAGCAAAUAAUGGAGUGAUGAACUGGGCCAACAGCAAUGACCCCAACACACCUACAUUCUGAAUAACAGACAACACUGAUUGCUGUUUCUACAGGAUGACACUCGUAAUUGGACAAAUUGUGGAUCUGUUCCAAACCCUCGUGAGCUGCCUAGCUAGACAGCAUUUUUAGCCAUCAUGUGCAUGACACUUACACCUUUUCCAAAUAGUAGACAGCUAAAAUGAUGUGGUUUUGUAAGGAUUUUGGCCAAAAUCUAAGUCACCAUUGCAUUUAUGCAUCAUGGAUAAGAUAUCUCAGAAUGUAUUGUGAAUCAGUAAAAAAAGUUUCAUCCGGGAUGGUCCCAAUUGUUACAUCAAACAAAACCACACAAGAGUUCAUGUCAUGGUGUAAAUGCCAUACUUGCGAGAUGACAACCCAGACGUUCUACUUGGAGCUAUUCAU